Molecule: messenger RNA, 2728 nt
Organism: Melopsittacus undulatus (budgerigar)
Lineage: Eukaryota; Metazoa; Chordata; Aves; Psittaciformes; Psittaculidae
Gene: CHST14
Product: carbohydrate sulfotransferase 14
Exons: 2
Coding region: 1-1245 (414 amino acids)
Biological process (GO): carbohydrate biosynthetic process; dermatan sulfate proteoglycan metabolic process
Cellular component (GO): membrane
Molecular function (GO): sulfotransferase activity
Source: RefSeq, a predicted model, not a curated record
AUGCUCAUUGGGAGCCGGAUCCUGACGCCGCUAACCGCUCCAUCCCUAAGGGAGGGGAGCAUCGGGGCAGGACCGCCCCAAGAUGGCCGCCUCCCCCCCGGUCCCCUCCGCCCCUCGUCCGCGUCACUGCCGGCCUGUGCCCCGCCCCGGCCCCGGUACCGGAGCCCCCGGUGCCCCCCGGCCAUGGUGCCCCGGUCCCCGUCGGGGCUGCGGCCUGCGGCAGCCUCGGUCCGCAGCCGCUCCCGUCCCGGCGGCCCCGUCCUGCUGCCGUCCAUGCUGAUGUUCGCUGUGAUCCUGGCCUCCAGCGGACUGCUGCUCAUGAUCGAGAGGGGCAUCCUGGCCGGGGUGAAGCCGCCUCCGCUGCAUCCCGCACCGGGACAGCCGGUACGGGACACCGGUGAUGCUACCGGAGCCCUGGAGGCUGAGGUGCUGCGGGACAUCCGCAACCGCACCAUCGGUACCGUGUGCGGGCAGCGGACCAUGCCCCGCAGCGUGUGGGACCUGCCGGCCGGGCAGCGGCGGACGGUGCUGCGGCACCUCCUGGUCAGCGACCGGUACCGCUUCCUGUACUGCUACGUGCCCAAGGUGGCUUGUUCCAACUGGAAGCGCAUCCUCAAGGUGUUGGAUGGGGCGCUGGAGAGUGUGGAUGUGCGGGGGAAGAUGGACCAUAAGAGCGACCUGUUGUUCCUGGGGGACAUGGAGCCGGAGGAGAUCCGCUACCGCCUGAAGCACUACUACAAGUUCAUCUUCGUGCGGAACCCUAUGGAGCGGCUGUUGUCUGCCUACAGGAACAAGUUCGGGGAGAUCAAGGAGUACCAGCAGAAGUACGGGGUGGAGAUCGUCCGCCGGUACCGCCGGAACGGGGUGAACUCCGCCGGUGACGAUGUCACCUUCACCGAGUUCCUGCGGUACCUGUUGGAUGAGGACGUGGAGCGGAUGAACGAGCACUGGAUGCCCAUCUACAACCUGUGCCAACCCUGCGCCGUCCGCUACGACUUCAUCGGCUCCUACGAGCGCCUCGGAGCCGAUGCCGACUACGUCCUGGAGCGCAUCCGGUCACCCUCCUUCAUCCGCUUCCCCCAGCGGCAGCCCUGGUACAAGCCGGUGACACCAGAGACGCUCCGGUACUACCUGUGCAACACCCAGCGCCGCCUGGUCAAGGAGCUGCUGCCCAAAUACAUCCUGGACUUCUCCCUCUUUGCCUACCCCCUUCCCAACAUCACCAGUGAGUUCUGCAGGCAGUGAGCUGCUGGGGACACUGGUGCUGUCAAUCACUCUCUUCUAUGCAUUCUACCCUCGUUUUAUACUUUUACAGCCCUCUUUAUAUGACGUUUUAUAUAUUACCUCUGCUACAUGAAUACUUUUGUAUGGUUCCCAUUUUAAGGUGUACAUACAACUCGAGCACAGGAGCUUUUGUAGAGCAGUUUGGUUUUAGAGUCUUUUUUUACAGCAGAACUUGGGAAAUAUCUGUGAGGAAGCUGAGAAAUUGGUACUUUUUGGGUCUUUUUUCACUCUUUUCUGUGUUUUGUAUCAAAUACUGUGCAGCUGUAAUACAGCCGGUGUAAUACAGCCGAUGUAAUACAGCCGGUGUAAUACAGCCAAUGUAAUACAGCCGAUGUAAUACAGCCAAUGUAAUACAGCCAGUGUAAUACAGCCGGUGUAAUACAGCCGGUGUAAUACAGCCAAUGUAAUACAGCCAGUGUAAUACAGCCGGUGUAAUACAGCCAAUGUAAUACAGCCAGUGUAAUACAGACGGGGUAAUACAUCUGAUGUAAUACAGCCGGGGUAAUACAUCCGGUGUAAUACAGCCGAUGUAAUACAGCCGGUGUAAUACAUCCGGUGUAAUACAUCCGACGUAAUACAGCCAGUGUAAUACAGCCAGUGUAAUACAGCCAGUGUAAUACAGCCGGGGUAACACAGCCGGUGUAAUACAGCUGAUGUAAUACAGCCGGUGUAAUACACCUGAUGUAAUACAGCCGAUGUAAUACAGCCGGGGUAAUACAUCUGAUGUAAUACAGCCGGUGUAAUACAUCCGGUGUAAUACAGCUGGUGUAAUACAGCCAGUGUAAUACAGCUGGUGUAAUACACCUGAUGUAAUACAGCCGGUGUAAUACAGCCGGUAUGCUGAGGAUGACACAGUGGUUGAUGCACUAAAUACUAGUGCUGUUCAAACUGGUCCUGCAUUAGGCAGGGAACAGUUUGGGGUAUGAGGAGAAGAAAAGGCUUUUCUAAGCUAAAGCCCUAUUUACCCUUUAGUUUCCAGCUGUAGAUGGUGGUUAAAUAGGGCUGGACUAUUUUCCUGUGACUGUAGUGCCUCUGGGGUUUAUUAUUGUUAAUUAUUUACCAUUGAAACAGAACUAGUGAUAGGAUUUUGUGCAAUGUUUAGUACCAACUCCUUACCCAGCCUAACGUAUCUGAUGCCAGACCAAGCCAUAGAGAUUCCCUUUCCUCUCUCUGAAUUAAAGCAAUACAGACAUGGGGUAAAACCACAUCCCAUCCUGGUUCCUGGGCCAUUCAACAGCAAACCCCAUCCUGCAGGGAGCAGCUCAUCCCAUUGAUGGGCCUGUGUGGGUGCAAAUCACUAUGGAAAACCACAUUCUCCAUCCCCAUCUGAAACAAGAGCAAGGUGAGGAUCAAUCCUCCCUUCUUGUAUGGAGGUACAAAGCCCUUUUGUAGCUAUUUGUAUGUUAUUAUGGCUAUUAAGGGGGGGGGAGGAGGUGUCCUGGUU